UCAACAGUUUUGUUAAACUCGAUAAUGGUAUAAUAACUAAAAAUUACCAUAGAAGUCAAGAAUUCGAUUGAUUAGUUUAUUGAUGUUUAUUUAAGUUGGCAUGUGUUAUAUCUUAAAAAAAGUGGCGCUUAAAAGUAAAACAAUAGUGGGGGUCAUUGUUGUUAAAAAGAAUUAUUACGUGAAUAUCGGCCAUUAUUACGGAUUUAUCAGUCAACAAGGUAACACGUAAGUACGAUUGUUAAAAUUUGUUUAUUUAUAACGACAUUUAAUAUCAUUUUCCAGUAAAUAAGUAACGCACGUGAAUAAACUGAGUUUGAAGAAUUAGUUAAAUAAUAUUUUCGUUAAUAAAUGAAUUUAUUUUCAUUAAAUAAUUGUAUUCAAACAUUUAUACUUAAUUAACUAUCUAAUCACCCGGUAUUGUUUUCAUGGAACCAAUGUUCGGUCAUAUUAUUAUUUAUUAUUAUUUAAUCAACGAUUUCGUUUUCAUAUCUAGUUGAAUAUUUCAUUUUAAUAUGUAGUUGAAUGAGUUGUACAAUUUUAUAAAUAAUUUUUGAAUUAUUUGAAUCAUUCACACUUGAAUAUAUACAUUAUUAUUAACUAGAAUUGUCAAAUAUUGAUUAAAUUUCUUGUGUUGACAUUUUCUUAUUACUUGUUGUUAUUUUUUAUUUUCAGUAGGCUAUCAAAAUGGCGGAUCAAAAUAUAUUGGGUGAAAACAAUAACGCAGAACUUGCCGCUGCGAUGGCAGCUGUUAGGGAGGCAAUCGGACAGUAUAGCAGAGUGGCCAGGGGCUCAGGUCUUCGUAACCCACUUCCUCAUGAGUGGGCCAACCUACAGCAAUUUUAUCAUUUACCACCACCUCCACCCCCGCCUCCACUACCAGUACCAGAACUCGUGCAAGAAAAUGAGCCAGGACUACUGAAUGGGCCAGAACUAGUCCAGGUGCCACCACCAGUCCAGGUGCCACCACCAGUCCAUGUGCCAGAACCAGUUCUUGCGCCAGCACCAGUCCAUGAGCCAGCACCAGUCCAUGAGCCAGCACUAGUCCAUGAGCCAGCACCAGUUCUUGCGCCACCACCAGUCCAGGUGCCACCACCAGUCCAUGUGCCAGCACCAACUAAUGGGCCACCACUCGCUAAUGUGCCAGCACUAGUCAAUGGGUCAGUGGCGACAGCGUCAUCAGAACUGAGGGGUCGGCGACACCGGGGUGCCGGUUACCAACGCCGUAACUGGCGAGGGCAGUACCGCUCAAAUGGGCGUGGAAGAGGACGUGGACAGGGUCGUGAUAUAAACAUAUAUAUGUAAACAAACACACACACUUACGCAUAUACACGUUUAAGCAUACAUACAUCAUACAUACAUAUAUACAUGCAUACAUACAUACAUAUAUACAUUCAUACAUACAUGCAUACAUAUAUACAUCCAUACAAACAUACUUACAUCCAUACAUCAUUAGAUUUAUAUCUAUAUCUUAUCUAUAAUAAUAUAAAAUUAA
Microplitis demolitor is the source of this 1492-nucleotide messenger RNA. RefSeq lists its product as uncharacterized. The transcript has 3 exons. NCBI's taxonomy places the organism in Eukaryota, Metazoa, Arthropoda, Insecta, Hymenoptera, Braconidae. Bases 685 to 1302 code for a protein of 205 amino acids. The record is from RefSeq and is a predicted model, not a curated record.